AUGUGGCAUUUCAGAGUGAUUUCUGUGAAGUCAAUCUCACUGAACGCACAAAUGUGCACGAUAGUAUACAUGCAGGCCCCACCAGCAUUUCGAAACCACUUCUAUCAUAUGCUACGUUUACUGGCCGUCGAAUUGGCCAAUUCAUCUCUGUUGGUCACGACACUUGUUGUGGGUGUUACUACUCAAUUCAGGCAUGAGUACGUUCGCCUGUUCAGAUGUGGCAAUUCAGCGGCCCCAAUAUGCCCCGUGGAGCAUGGGACACACUCGCUCCGCACAUCAGAUGUUGUUGGAAUUCGAGGAGCGACACCACCAAAGAUGCAGUCGAAACAGCGCCCCCUUGAAGUCGUGUGUCGGAUAAAAACCCUGUUGUGCCCAAAUAUGAAACUUCGCACUCCUGCAUCAAUGCAUGUGGCUGACAGUGAUGAUGAUGAUGAUGAUGAUGAUGAUGAUGAUGAUGAUGAUGGUGAUGAUAAUGAUGAUGAUAGUGAUGAUGAUGAUGGUGAUGAUGAUGAUGAUGAUGAUGACCUUGCGGUUUCGGUCAUUCUGAAGGAGGCAAUGGAAACAGCACUCCUCUCGGUAAACGGUGUGUCGGCACGCCUCACAUAG
This is a messenger RNA of Opisthorchis viverrini, 606 nucleotides long. RefSeq lists its product as hypothetical. The transcript has 4 exons. The record is from RefSeq and is a predicted model, not a curated record. Lineage: Eukaryota; Metazoa; Platyhelminthes; Trematoda; Opisthorchiida; Opisthorchiidae. Bases 1 to 606 code for a protein of 201 amino acids.